UACUCUAAUAUGGAACAUAUUUCCCAUCAUAUGACUCCAUAUAAUUUCUAAUUAGUUCAUUACAAGAACACCAUUAAUGCAAAUUAAAAAGAAGAAUUUCCAAGAGAAGGCUACGCCCCCGUCCCCCCAACGGGCCCACCUAACGGAAAUUAACGGAUCAAAUCACAAGCUUCACUUUCUGAUUCUGAUCAGCUUUGCAUGUCUUCAUCUUUCAUCUUUAUUCUUAAUCCUUUGUUUUAAUUGCAUUCUUUGACAUGCAUGAUGUUUGAUCCCUAUUGAUCUUUUAUUUUUAUUUUUAUAUAUAUAUAUAUAUAUAUAUUUUGGGAUCGAUUAAACUUUCUGUGGGAUUCUGUGAAUCUCUAAGCCCAGAAUGAUUUCUUCUUUAAAAUUCAACGUGAAGUUCUCCCUUCAUUUCACUCUAUAUAUAAAACAAUUCCAAUUUUUCCAUUUUGAUAAGUCUCAAAUUAUUUAACACAACCCCUUUUAUACAAUUUUACAAAUUUCAAGAAUUCAAAUCCCGUAGGCUAUUAGAAUUUUAAAACUUUCAUGUGAUAUUUCAAGAAUUCUAGCCCUGCCUAUAUGACUCUAUAUGUAAACAAAUGAGAUGGUAGAAAGUGAUUUAAGUAAAGAUAAUAUAGAGGGUAGUACUAAAAGUGACAACUUAUUAUGGACCUCCAAAGAUUCAGGUUCAAGUUGUCAUAGGGACCCUUCUUUUUCUGGUUGGUUUGAUGAAAGUGGCACCCUUCAUUCAUCUCAAAUAGUCAACAGACAUAAUCUUAAUGCAGAUGAUUUCGAUUUCGAAUUGCCAAAGGGGAAAGAAAUAAAUGUAUCUAUAGGCACAGAGACAAACCAACAUAGUAGUAACUUUAAGCACAGGAUGAUGAGGGGCGGUGGUGGUGAUUUUGCUAGUGGAGAAGAUAGGUAUGUUCCAUUUGACGUGGAGAAUGGUUCAUCGAGUCAUCGAGGAUCUGUCGAUGAUGAUGAGAAGGAUGAUAGCGACGAUGAUGAUGGUCGUUCAGCUUUCUCGGACUACCAUGACUCACCACAGGCAGUUUCAAAGAAUGGUGCUAUUUCUGAAGUUGAUGUGUUGAAGACAUUAUUCUUCAUCCUUGUAUGGUACAGUGUCAGCUUGUUCUUGACAUUGUACAAUAAAACUCUUCUCGGGGAUCAUCUCGGGAAGUUCCCUGCUCCUUUACUUAUGAACACUGUCCACUUUACCAUGCAAGCAGUUUUGUCCAAGGCCAUUACUGGGUUCUGGUCUCAAAGAUUUCAACCUACAGUAAUGAUGUCUUGGAGAGACUAUUCUUUGAAAGUUGUACCGACAGCUCUCACAACGGCAAUGGAUGUUAACCUUAGCAAUGCAUCCCUUGUUUUCAUCUCUGUCACAUUUGCCACUAUGUGUAAAUCUGCAUCUCCCAUCUUUCUCCUAUUCUUCGCAUUUGCUUUCAGGUUGGAGUCUCCAAGUGUAAAGCUGCUGGGGAUAAUUUUGGUCAUUUCUGUUGGGAUACUAUUAACAGUUGCAAAGGAGACAGAAUUUGAGUUUUGGGGAUUUGUGUUUGUUAUGCUUGCUGCAGUUAUGUCUGGGUUUCGCUGGAGUAUGACUCAGAUUCUUCUGCAGAAAGAAGCCUAUGGUUUAAAAAAUCCACUCACCCUAAUGAGCUAUGUUACUCCAGUAAUGGCUAUUUCAACUGCUUUUCUGUCCCUUAUUUUUGAUCCAUGGCACAAAUUCGGACACACCAAUUACUUUGAUAGCUCGUGGCAUAUAGCUCGAAGUUGUUUGCUGAUGCUUUUUGGUGGAACUUUGGCGUUUUUUAUGGUGUUGACGGAAUAUAUUCUUGUGUCUAUCACAAGUGCAGUAACUGUGACAAUAGCGGGAGUUGUAAAGGAGGCGGUCACAAUCUUGGUUGCUGUAUUUUAUUUUCACGACGACUUUACCUGGAUGAAAGGGUUCGGUCUCAUGACGAUAAUGUUUGGUGUCAGUUUGUUUAACUGGUACAAGUACGAUAAAUUACAGAAAGGUAGCAUAGGUGAAGAUGAAAUUGGAUCACCAUUAGGAAAUGCAGCUGCUAAGUAUGUUAUACUUGAAGAAAUGGAAGAUCAAGAUCAUGGUCCUUGAAGUUUCCGUAUGGAAUUUAUCUGCGUUUACGAACAUAGUCUGGUGAACUCUUGAAAUCACUAAAUAUAGAAAUGGAGGCUAUCAGUAUCUUUACAAAAAGAGGAGCAAGUGGCAUAUUUGUAUUAUGAAGGCCUCAAAUAGGACUAAAGUGGCAGCAUCCACAGACGCGUCAUUUUUUGGACUGAACUCUCAUGCUGGAAAGUGAUGAUGCGAUUGAUGGUGAAAGACAGAAACUUUUGUUCUUCAAUCAGAGCAAGUUAUAAGGUUAAUCAGUGUUAUCAUAAUCUGGAGAGCCUCAUUUUUUGUUAAACAGAUACUUUCUCUACAAUAUUCAUCUGAUUUUUCUGCAUUCUACAUUUAAUUCUUGUAAUGAAGGUGUUAAUAGACAUCAAGAGAUGAGUCUUAACAGAUAGUUGGUUUUUUAAUUUUCUCCAAAAUUGGAUUUUAGAGGUUUUAUGGUCAAAUAGUACAACCAUAUUGAUUGAAUUCUCUAAUUCCGCCUAUGUGACAACUGACAAAGCAUGAUUGGUUCUAAACGUUUAGAAAGGAGGAGGGUUGUUGUAGGUUGAUUGUCAAAGUAAAAAUAGUCUCAGCUACAAUGAGUGUACUG
Messenger RNA from Lycium barbarum (goji berry), 2726 nucleotides. Its product is annotated as probable sugar phosphate/phosphate translocator At1g06470. The transcript is spliced from 12 exons. Gene Ontology annotation, molecular function: antiporter activity. Gene Ontology annotation, biological process: UDP-glucose transmembrane transport. Gene Ontology annotation, cellular component: endoplasmic reticulum-Golgi intermediate compartment; cis-Golgi network; Golgi apparatus. The record is from RefSeq and is a predicted model, not a curated record. NCBI's taxonomy places the organism in Eukaryota, Viridiplantae, Streptophyta, Magnoliopsida, Solanales, Solanaceae. Bases 605 to 2116 code for a protein of 503 amino acids.